UAUUCUGUUUCUGCAAUGUAGCCAUUUUUUAUGGACUUUGGAGUUGACAUGUUAAAGCUGAACUGAACUGGAGCCUCUUGUUUGCUUGCUCUCGUUUGUAAACAAAAUUCUAAAUUUUGCUGCAAAAAGUUCCAAAGAAGCGGCAUGAUCAUUUGCCAGAGUCUCCGUGAGUUGAGUGGAGACUUGUAACAAAGAUUGACUGACAAAAACUAGAAGCUUUUUCCGAAACCCAAAAAAUGUUCAAGUCAUGGAGGAAAGACAAGGACAAGUUCAAAGCUGUUUUCAAAUUGCAGUUUCAGGCAACUCAGGUGCCACCGUUGAAAAAAUCAGCUGUGAUGAUUUCUUUGGUACCUGAAGAUGUUGGAAAAACAGCUUUUAAAAUGGAGAAAGUUGCAGUCCAAGAUGGAACUUGUUUGUGGGAAAGACCAAUCUAUGUAACGGUGAAACUCACAAGGGAUUCUAAAACAGGGAAAAUCCAUGAGAAAAUUUACCAUUUCGUUGUUUCAAGUGGAUCGUCAAAAUCAGAUUUCCUCGGUGAAGCUUCAAUUGAUCUUGCAGAUUUUGCAGCAGAAACUGAACCAUUAACUGUAUCUCUGCCGCUAAAGUUUGCGAAUUCUGGUGCAAUUUUGCAUCUGACAAUUGAGAAGAUUCAUGGAGCUACUGAUCUCAGAGCCAUUGAAGGAAAUGGAGAUAAUAUCCCUAGUUUGAAGAACCAAGAGAACAAUAUAGACGGAGUGCAACAAAAUUUUGAAGAAGAUAAGGACUUGAAUAUAAUGGCAUCCCAGAAUGACAACAAAAUCUGCAGCCUCAGAGCAUCCACUGGCUCUGCUAUUACAUUGGCAUCAAUCUGGGACAGCGAUUCAGAGCAGAAUAUUCAACUGGAUCCUGCAAGCAUCCAAUCACCUGUCAGACAAAACUCUAUGCCUCCUCGGGGAAUAGCCAAUGUCAUUUCAAGCAAAAAACACUCACACCGGAGAUCAAACACAGACUGGUCGGUUGGUUCAGUUUCGGAUGGAAGUUUAGUUGACUCUACAAACAGCCUAGAAGAUACCCUUCCAAGAGACUUGCAAGACGUUACAGAUGGUUCAGUUUCUCAUCUCAAAAGUGAAUUGGCUAUUAUGAUGAGGCAGGUAGAACUAUCAGAACUAGAAUUACAAACUCUUCGGAAACAGGUUGUGAAGGAGAACAAACGGAUGCAGGAUCAGUCGAAACAAAUUGCUGGCUUGAUUGAAGAAAGAGAGGAACUGAAAACAGAAUGUGAACAACUCAGAAGACAAAACUCUAUAGCUGAGACAGAAGUUGAAAGCGAGCUGCAAGCAGAGAAUGAUUAUUUAAGGGUUGCACAAGAAGAAAUUAGAGAAGAGCUCAAUCAUCAAAAGGAAAUUAAUGCCAAUUUUCGGUUGCAACUGCAGAAGACACAAGAUUCAAACACUGAGUUGAUUCUUGUGGUGAAAGAUCUCAAUGAAAUGUUGGAGCAGAAAAACAAGGAAAUAUCUGCUCUCUCCAGCAAGGUAGAUGAAACAAGUAAAUUUGAUGAAAACCUAUUAGAACUUGAAGCCAAGAUACAAAAUAAUGAAAAAGAGGCAGAAAUGCUGAAGCAAAAAAUCAUAGACCAAAGUGGUGAAAUAGAGUUUUACAGAAAACAUUCGGAGGAACUAGAGAUGCAUGCCAAAAAACUCACCAAGGACUGUGAUGCCCUAAAACAAGAAAAUCAGCAUCUUUCUUCAAAGUUAGAGGAAAACCAGCUGCAAGAAUCGAUGAAGACAAGUGAAUGCUUGGAGCUUUUGGCCACUGUUGAGGAACUUAAAUCACAAGUAGAGAGAUUGGAGGACAAAAUUAAACAGCAGUCACAAGAAUACUCAGAAUCUUUAAUAGCCAUUAAUGAACGUGAAAGACAGGUCAAGGAAUUUAAGCAAGAACUGGUGAAGCAGGCACAAGAAUUUGAAGACAAUCUGGAUGUUGUGUCAUGUGCCAAAACAGAGCAGGAACAGAGGGCUAUUCGAGCAGAGGAGGCCCUGAAAAAGACCAGGUGGAAAAAUGCUGUUACAGCUGAGCGGCUGCAGGAAGAAUUCAAAAGACUUUCUGUGGAAAUGGCAUCUAAAAUUGAUGACAGUGAGAAGGUGGCCACAAAAGCAAUGACAGAAUCAAAUGAACUGCUCAUGCAGAAAAAAAUCCUGGAAGAAAUGCUGCAGAAAGCCAAAGACGAGCUUGGUUUAAUUAAGAAUCAGAAUGGAGAGCUCUCCAGGCAAAUAGAGCAAAUGUCUUUGGAAAUAAAUCAUAAGUCUGACCAGCAAGAAGCUUCCUCAAUGGAGAUUCAAACACUAAGGACUGAGAUAGAGAACCUUAAAAGGGAGAAGCAUAAGUCCUCUGAUGCAGAAAAAAACACAAAGCUGAGAGGUGAUGUGGAACAGCAAUUGUCAGUGGGUGAAACUGAUAUUCUGAUACGAAGAUGGAAUAAAGAAAAGGAUGAUUUGGAGAAGAAAUUUGCUUUAGCAAAGAAGGAAGCAGAAAAAGCACAUAAAGAGUUCAUUUUGAUGAAGUCCUUGAAGGAUGAAAAGGAGAUGAUGAUAGGAAAUUUGCAGUCAGAAGUCAAGACUCUAAGAGUCCAGCAAAGUGAACUCAAAAGUAGCUUGACUGGGGAAGAACUUGAGAAAGAUAACCUGAGAAAACAGGUUAUUCAGUUGAAGAAUGAGCUACAGAAGAAGGAAGAGCGAAUAACCAGUAUAGAGAAAAAAUUCAAGAACUACAGCAAUCAAGCUUCAAUUUCAGACAUGCAAAUUAUAUCAAGUUUGAAAGCAAGAUUGGGAUUUCAUAAGGACCAAUCGACAUGGAAGGAAGCAGCAACGGAAACUCCAGGGAAUCCAGCUCUGCUAAAAGAAAACAAUCUCAAUAUCAUGAUUAAAGAACUAGUAAGCAUCAUGGAACAGGUUGACGUACCACCAUUUGAUGGGUACAAGUAUUCAAUUAGGAAGGACGAGAUGUGCUCUAAGAAAGGGCUGAAAUCGCCCACUUCCCAUUCCAGAGAUGCAGAGAAGACUGAACUGUUAACUCAAGUGACAAUACUGAAGGAAAAAAAUAAAUGUAUAGAAACGGAGCUGAAAGAAAUGCAAGAGAGAUAUUCAGAAAUAAGUCUCAAAUUUGCUGAGGUGGAAGGUGAAAGGCAAGAACUUGUAAUGACUGUAAGAAAUCUCAAGAAUGGUAAGAAGAACUAGAAUUUGCAAACUUGCAAGAACUGAAAUUUGAAAAUUUUCCAUCAAUGGAGCGGCAUAAUUCUUUAUGCAGUUUUUCUUGGUAA
Messenger RNA from Mangifera indica (mango), 3295 nucleotides. RefSeq names its product myosin heavy chain, fast skeletal muscle-like. The transcript has 7 exons. Bases 237 to 3212 code for a protein of 991 amino acids. The record is from RefSeq and is a predicted model, not a curated record. NCBI's taxonomy places the organism in Eukaryota, Viridiplantae, Streptophyta, Magnoliopsida, Sapindales, Anacardiaceae.